Molecule: messenger RNA, 1080 nt
Organism: Cloeon dipterum
Lineage: Eukaryota; Metazoa; Arthropoda; Insecta; Ephemeroptera; Baetidae
Product: brachyurin-like
Exons: 7
Coding region: 16-888 (290 amino acids)
Biological process (GO): proteolysis
Molecular function (GO): serine-type endopeptidase activity
Source: RefSeq, a predicted model, not a curated record
AAACACACAGGCAUCAUGAACAAACUUUUGAUCUUGCUCUUUGCCGCCUUAGCAGCCGCUUCAGAGGAAUUAGGUCCGCAGAAAGUGAUAUGGAUGGAUCCAGUCCGCGACGUCCAAAUGCGUCCUCGAGCAGUCGAUUCGCGGCUGCUAGACGUUGACGGCGGACGUCCUGCCGAUGAUGGUGAUGUUGCCUACCAAGCAGGCAUUCUGGCCAAUCAUGGCGUUUUCUGCAGCGGAUCUCUCAUUACCGAAAGUGCCAUCCUCACCAUUGCGCACUGCGUUGACGGUCGUAAUGUGUGGGAAAUCUACCUGGGCAAAGUGCAAUUGGUCCCAUCUGAUGGCGACCCAGACCUGAAGAGGCAUGUCAUAUUUUCAAAUCACGGGAUAGUCCACGAGCAGUACGAUGCAUGGAGCAACACAAACGCAGUAGCAAUCAUCCGACUUCCUGGACCAGUCACCUUCUCAAAGUACAUCAAGCCCAUUUUGCUGCCGAAGCUGUCGCAGAUUCAAGAGUGGCAGCAGAGGAGCGGACCCAACAACAUCACUGGUUGGGGUAUCGCUACGAGAGGAGAGAUGAAUCCAGAGGAUCGAUUGAAGGUCAUUAUAACUAACAUAAUUAGCAAUGACGACUGUGGCAAAGUGUACGGCGCCAGCAUCAUCCACGAGUCGAUGCUCUGCUUCGAACAAAGAAAUACGAGCCCUGCCAGUUGCUACGGAGAUGCAGGUGCUCCGAUCGUGGUUGAGGACAAUGUGCACAAUGUGCAGAUCGGCAUCGUGCUCUACGGUUCGAGGCAGCAGUGCAGUGACAAGCUGCCCGGCAUGGCCAUCAGAACCGCACCGUUUGUUGAAUGGAUCGCGUCGCACGGAGGUCCAGCCGUCAGACCGUGAUUCCAACUCUCUCCAAAUACUUUUCUUAACCAAAAUAAACGCAUUUUCUAUAAAAACUGAACUCUUGCUUGGGCCAAUCGCUGUCAAUUAACGCUAUUAAAAUAACGUGAAAUAAUUUUCCCUUGGUUGUAAAGUUGUCCUUUGAUCGCAGCAAUAAAUUAAAUAAUAUGAACAUAAAUUAUUUUUUGCUGA